Molecule: messenger RNA, 2391 nt
Organism: Emys orbicularis (European pond turtle)
Lineage: Eukaryota; Metazoa; Chordata; Testudines; Emydidae
Gene: STRN
Product: striatin
Exons: 18
Coding region: 1-2373 (790 amino acids)
Cellular component (GO): dendrite
Molecular function (GO): protein phosphatase 2A binding; armadillo repeat domain binding; protein-containing complex binding
Source: RefSeq, a predicted model, not a curated record
AUGGACGAGCAGGCGGGGCCCGGCGUUUUCUUCAGCAACAACAACAACAAUAACGCGCUGCUGCUGCCGCCGGGCGGGGCCGGGCCGGGGCUGGAGCCGGGGGAGGCGGCCGCGGGGGGCUCCUUGGCGGCGGCCGCCCCGGCCCCGGUGUCCGCGGCCCGGGCUCAGUACAGCGUCCCCGGGAUCCUGCAUUUUCUGCAGCACGAGUGGGGCCGCUUCGAGGUGGAGCGAGCCGAGUGGGAGGCGGAGCGGGCGGAGCUGCAGGCCCAAAUUGCCUUUCUUCAAGGGGAAAGGAAGGGACAAGAAAAUCUGAAGAAGGAUCUAGUGCGGAGAAUCAAAAUGCUGGAAUAUGCUCUUAAACAGGAAAGAGCUAAAUACCACAAAUUAAAAUACGGCACAGAAUUGAAUCAGGGAGAUAUGAAGCCUCCAAACUAUGAUUCUGAUGAAGGGAAUGAAACAGAGGUUCAGCCCCAACAAAAUAGUCAACUAAUCUGGAAACAAGGGCGACAGCUGCUGAGACAGUAUCUGCAGGAGGUGGGUUACACUGACACUGUACUGGAUGUGAAGUCAAAACGAGUGCGAGCUUUGUUGGGCCUCUCAAGUGAUGCAUCAGACAGGGAAAAUGACAAAAAUCAAGAAUCAAUGGUAAAUGGUACAGAGGCUGAGAUUAAAGAAAACGCAAUGAUUGGGAAACCAGAAUUGACAGACUCUGCCUCUCUGCUAGAGACCUUCAAAUUUCUUGAAAAUGCAGCUGCAGAUUUCAGUGAUGAAGAUGAGGAUGAAGAUAUUGAAGGAAGAGAGAAAACAAUGAUUGAUACCUCAACGAUGGUGAGGAGAAGAGUGGUGUCUGAUAGCAGUGAAGACAGAGAUACAGAAGAAGCUUUGAAAGAGUUUGACUUCUUGGUUGGAUCAGAUGAUGGAGACGGAGAAUCUAGAAGUUCAGGAGAUGGAACUGACUGGGAAAAGGAAGACCAGUGUCUCAUGCCUGAAGCCUGGAAUGUGGACCAGGGAGUAAUAACCAAACUCAAGGAACAAUACAAAAAGGAGCGCAAGGGAAAAAAGGGGGUGAAGAGGCCCAACAGGUCAAAGCUGCAAGACAUGCUUGCAAACUUGAGAGAUGUUGAUGAUCUACCUUCAUUACAGCCAUCUGUCGCAUCACCUUCUAGGCCGAGUAGCUCAAGGCUUAUUGAACAUGAGAUAAACAGGACAGAUGAAGUGGAAGCUUUAACGUUCCCUCCUACAUCAGGGAAGUCAUUCAUUAUGGGAACAGAUGAAGCCCUUGAAAGUGAGCUGGGUCUUGGAGAAUUGGCAGGCCUUACAGUUGCCAAUGAGGCAGAUUCACUGACUUACGAUAUAGCAAACAAUAAGGAUGCACUGAGGAAGACCUGGAAUCCCAAGUUCACAUUACGAAGUCAUUUUGAUGGAAUAAGAGGUCUGGCUUUCCAUCCAGUUGAACCAGUCUUAGUAACUGCAUCCGAGGACCAUACGUUAAAAAUGUGGAAUUUACAAAAAACAGCGCCAGCAAAAAAGAGUGCCUCUCUUGAUGUAGAACCUAUAUAUACAUUCAGAGCACAUAGUGGCCCAGUGCUCUGUGUGGUAAUGAGCAGUAAUGGUGAGCAGUGUUAUAGUGGAGGAACUGAUGGCCUCAUCCAGGCCUGGAAUACGACAAACCCAAAUAUUGACCCCUAUGAUUCUUAUGAUCCGUCUGUUCUAAGAGGUGCAUUUGUAGGCCACACAGAUGCAGUAUGGGGCUUGGUUUAUAGUGGAGCACACCAGCGUUUACUAUCCUGUUCAGCAGAUGGCACCAUACGUUUAUGGAAAGCUUCAGAAAUUGCUCCAGCUCUUAAUAUAUUUAAUGAUAAUCAAGAAAUGGGAAUCCCUUCUUCUGUGGACCUUGUGAGCAGUGACCCAAGCCACAUGGUAGCAUCAUUUAACAGUGGGCACACUUGCAUUUUUAACAUGGAGACACGGCAACGAAUUCUUACCUUGGAAUCCAACAUAGAUACCACCGCUAACUCUUCCUGCCAGAUCAACAGAGUUGUCAGCCAUCCAACGCUUCCUAUUAGUAUCACUGCCCAUGAAGACAGGCACAUCAAAUUCUAUGACAACAAUACAGGAAAACUGAUCCACGCAAUGGUAGCCCACUUAGAUGCAGUCACAAGUUUAGCUGUUGAUCCUAAUGGCUUGUAUUUGAUGUCUGGCAGUCAUGACUGUUCAAUUCGCUUAUGGAACCUUGAAAGCAAAACCUGUAUUCAGGAAUUUACUGCUCAUCGCAAAAAAUUUGAUGAGUCUAUUCAUGAUGUGGCAUUUCACCCAUCCAAAUGUUAUAUUGCCAGUGCAGGAGCAGAUGCUCUGGCUAAGGUCUUCGUAUGACACAGUGCUUCCCUUUCA